Exaiptasia diaphana is the source of this 2333-nucleotide messenger RNA. RefSeq names its product retrovirus-related Pol polyprotein from transposon 17.6. The record is from RefSeq and is a predicted model, not a curated record. The coding region runs from base 315 to 2318 and encodes 667 amino acids. Gene Ontology annotation, biological process: proteolysis. The transcript has a single exon. NCBI's taxonomy places the organism in Eukaryota, Metazoa, Cnidaria, Anthozoa, Actiniaria, Aiptasiidae. Gene Ontology annotation, molecular function: aspartic-type endopeptidase activity.
AAGACAGGCAAACCGACAAAGGAACACCAUCGCCACGCUACUCACCAACCAAACCAAAAGAAUGUGGACUUUGUGGGGGAGAAUGCCCGCACAAAAACGCCCCUUGUAAAGCUAAGGGCAAAACUUGUAAUUCAUGUGGCAAGCUAAAUCAUUUCGCCAAAGUUUGCCGAUCGAAACCAAACCAAAGAAACCACGUCAGGAACGUCACUCGAGAGCAAUAUGUCACGCAACAGGAUGUCACGCAAGCAUACGAAGACUACACCGAGGACUACACCUACACCAUCAGAAAUCCAUCAGAGAACAAGAAAUCACCAAUGKGCGAAGUCACMAUAGAUGAAGCAAAAGUAACAAUCAUGAUCGAUUCCGGAUCCUCUGUUAACCUUAUCGAUGAACCAACGUUUCAAAAGAUCUACAACGCRUCACGCAAGCARCUACAACCGAGUAAGCAUCGAAUCUAUUCUUACGGCAACAAGGCGCCRCUACCAUUAGUAGGAACUKUCGAAGCGACAAUCGAAUCUCACAACCAUACCAAAACCAACACACUCGUACACGUGGUCAGCGRUAAUUAYGGAAAUCUUCUAGGUCUGGAUACCGCGCUCGAGCUUGGACUGCUYAAAAUCGUUAACCAAACUACCACCACCACAGAURUAUSGACACACGUYAACCAAGAAUAUCAAUGCCUUUUUGAUGGYAUAGGRAAGAUCAAGAAUAARGUCAUAAAGCUCCAYAUCGACACAGAUGUACAACCUAAACAACAACCACAUCGCAGGAUCCCUUUUCACACCCGCAAAGAUGUAGAGAAGGAACUAGAAAGACUCGAAACCCUAGACAUCAUCGAAGAAGUUAGUGGUCCCACACCAUGGGUGAGCCCUGUUGUAACAGUGCCUAAAAAGUCUGGAGAAGURCGCCUAUGCRUCGACAYGAGGRAGGCCAACAAGGCAGUGAAGCGAGAARAACACUUGAUGCCCACCAUGGAUGAUCUAAUUGCCGACCUCAACGGUGCAACCGUCUUUAGCAAACUCGACCUAUCAUCAGGAUACCACCAACUUGAGCUCCAUCCUGACAGCCGCCACAUAACGACGUUCAGCACGCACGUUGGACUAAAACGCUACAARCGCCUGAUGUUUGGCAUAAAUGCCGCUUCAGAAGUGUUUCAGAAUGCGAUCGAACAGAUCCUAACAGGCUUGCCGGGAUGCAGGAACAUAUCUGAUGACAUUAUCAUAUACGGGAAAAACCAGAAAGAGCACGACCAGAACCUCCAGCAAGUACUCCAGAGACUUAAGGAACAUGACGUUCGUUUAAACAAGGACAAAUGUGUGUUUUCAAAGAGCGAGAUCAGUUUCUAUGGCCAUAUCUUCAGCAGCGAAGGAGUGAGACCCGAUCCAUGCAAAGUAGAAGCAAUCAAAACCAUGAGUAAACCAACCACCGCCAGCGAAGUCAGAUCCCUACUUGGCAUGACUCAGUACGUAUCGCGAUUCAUCCCGGGUUAUGCAACGAUCACAUCACCAUUGGGCGAACUAACUCGUCAAGACGUCCCAUGGACCUGGAACGACGAGCAGCAACAGGCGUUUGACAAACUAAAGGAACAACUUACACAAGACAGCGUUAUGGCAUACUUCGACCCUGCAUGCGACAGCGAGGUCAUCGCGGAUGCGAGCUCCUUUGGCCUCGGCGCCCUUCUAGUGCAGAACGGAAAAGUCGUCAGCUAUGCCAGCCGUGCGCUCACUGAUGUAGAACAAAGAUACUCUCAGACAGAAAGAGAGAUGCUAGCUUUUUGUGUGGUCAAUGGAACACUUUCAUCUCUAUCUAUACGGAUCAUCAGAAUCGUCACAGACCACAAACCACUUCUUGGAAUCUUCAAGAGUCACAAACCAAUGUCAGCUCGAAUUGAGAGAUGGAGGCUGAGACUGAUGCCUUAUGACUACGAGCUUAUCUACAAACCAGGCAAAGACAACCCUGCCGAUUUCAUGAGUAGACAUCCAUCGGCGGAAAAAGAAAGUCCUAGUAUCGCAGAGAGCUAUGUCAACUACAUCACAACCAACGCCGUACCUAAAGCAAUGACACUCCAAGAGAUCAAAACCGCCRCUAAGACAGACCAGGAACUCCAGUCAUUGCUGAAAGCAAUCGAAACCGACAAUUGGACUGAUCCAAUCGUAAAGCAGUACGCAAAUGUUAAGGACGAACUCGCAGCAUUCAACGGAAUGGUACUUAGAGGAAACAGAAUCACAAUCCCUCACCAGCUCCGAGAUAAAGCAGUCGAUCUCGCACACGUUGGUCACCAAGGGAUUGUGAAAACCAAACAGCUCAUACGUGAAUAGGUAUGGUUCCCACAC